UGGUCCUCAAGCAUGGCGGAGCUGCUGCAGGAGGAGGCAAGGGGGUGGGGGGGGCUCUCGUAUAAAUGGCGACCAGCGCUGCAUAAAUUUCCACCUUCUUAUUCCCCACUGUGAUGUGUGUGUGUUUAGUGCGGAUCACAGGAACGCACCACAAAUUGUAAUCAUUUACGCGAUCGAAGCAGUGUCUUCUUUCUUCCCGGGACCUGUGUUGGUUCCCGAAGGACCUUGAGGUUUCGUCGUGCCUGUGUGAAUCAUUGGCUGAUUGCGAUCUGUUCGCAAUCGGUGUGGAACCGUGGCUAAGGAUUACCGAAACCUUGUCCAGGGCGCUUCAUUAACGUAAUUGAUAGGAAGAAGUCUUAACGCGCGGAGUUUCUAUUGUUCGACAAGGACUUUCAUCGGUGUAGUUGGGAAUUAUUUUCUCUGUGCGAGCUCACUACGGUCUUCUUCUGCGUCGCGGUGGUUCCGAGGAGAAAUUUGUGCGGACAUGGCUUCCUACGUUUUCAAGAUCAAGCAUGGCGAUGUUGUGCGCCGCUUUACUGUGCAACCCUCCGUUCCUGGCGGUGGGCCUGACAUGAACUUCAGCCAACUUGAGGAUACAAUCCGUCAAGCAUUCAAGCUUCCUGCUUCAUCUGACCUCGUCAUAAAUUACAAUGACAAGGAUGGUGAUGUUGUGACCAUGGCUGGUGAUCAUGAUCUCUAUGACGCAUGCGUUAUUCAAGAGUUGAAUCCUCUGCGCUUAACAGUCACUGCUCAUGAAUCCUAUCCUGGCCAUCACGGUGGUCGGUGGGAGCAUAAACAUGGUCAUCGCCACGGUCGUCCACACUCUUAUACAGAGUUGAAGGUGCCUGACUUGAAGGAUUUCUUCAGUAAUACAAUGAAGAUGUCGGUGGAUGCUGUACAGCAAACUAUGGACUACACGCAACAAAUUUUACAAGCUUGUGAGCCUCUGAUCAAGGGGGCUCCGUCGGCGGUGGUAUCUGAAGUGAUGGAGGCGAUCACGAAAGUGGCCGCUUCUGCUCAAUCAGGAGCAGCAAAAGGAGCAACAUCUUCACUACCAAAGCCUAAUUCGGAAAAUUUCCCCAACUUUGCAUCCGGCUGCCAAGCUCCUGACCAUGCUGCUCCUGGUCAGAAUUGCGACAAAGACCAUGUCUCUCCUGCCCCUGCCCAGUACGCCAAGGCUGCUGUUCAUCAUGUAGGGGUUCAGUGUGACGUGUGUGGCAUGGUUCCUAUUGUUGGUAGUCGUUACAAAUCCAACAAGAAGCAUGAUUAUGACUUGUGUCAGCAAUGCUUUCAAGAAUGUGGAAAAAUUGAGGACUACACGCAGAUUGAACGCCCAAUCUGGCGUCCUAAUUUCUUGAACCCACAAUUUGGACGUGGACGUAUGCGGUGUCCGGCGUUUUUCCCCCAUGGAGGAAGACCGUUCUUUAACGGGCGUGGUCCUCAUAUGCACGGCCCUGAUGCCUUCCAUGGUUUUCACGGUUCCCACGGUCAUAGGAGUGACUUACGCUGUGGAGGUGCUUUUGGCCCUGUUGGAGGAAAGUUGGACGCUAGGUUUGUGCAAGACGUGACAAUUUUCGACGGAACGGAAUUUGCACCCGGAACUGCAUUCACCAAAAUUUGGCGGUUGCGGAACAGUGGCUCUUGUGCAUGGCCGAAGUCGACCAAGUUGAUUCAUGUCGGGGGUGAUGACUUAGGAUUUGUUCUCCCGGUUGAUCUCGAGUUGCCUGAAGAGGGUCUGGCUCCAGAUGGUGAAGCGGAGGUUUCAGUUGAUUUUAUAGCCCCUCAGAAAGCAGGGCGCUAUGUAUCUCACUGGCGCUUGGUUUCUCCCACUGGCCAAAAGUUUGGUCAUCGUUUCUGGGUUUUGAUCCAUGUUGUUCCCAAGGAUGAGCAAUCUCCACAAGUGAUGGAGUCGUUAAUGGCAUCAUCCCAAUCCUCUGAGGAGGACGCUUUUAUGAUGGAUCCGGAGGCUGUGGAAGGUGCACAAAUUCCUGCAACGAUCACACCUAAAUCAACGGAGAAUGAUGUUGACGGAGAUGCAACUGUGCAGAAGGUUGGAGCUGAAAAUGUCCAUGUUCCGGAGCUGGAGACUACGGGCAAUAAACUAGAACUUGAAAAGGAAGUUGAAGUCGCACCUGGAACGCUGCGCUACCCAGAAAUAAGCUUGGAAUCUCUCGUUGUGGACUCCGAGAUGACUGAUGCUGGAAAGGCAAAGGUAGAGGGUACUUCUGUGGAAGAUGGCGAAUUCUUCAUGGUGAAUUCGGCCACCAUCACCGAAAUCCCGGUUCAGGAGCCUGAUUCAGAGAUGACUGCCAAUCCUGGAGUGGUUACACUUGAUGAUGAAGCAGCUGAUUCUGGCAAGGAGGAGAUGGUGAUGAUUGCAGGGGCCGAGUCAGAGUCGAACGCUGUAGAUGCGUUGUUGGAGACGCUUGAUUCCAUGGGUUUCAAGCAGCGAGAUUUUAAUCAGAUGUUGCUGAAGAAGAACGAGUAUGACUUGCAACGUACCCUUGAUGACCUGGUCAUGGCAGCCGAGAGGGAGUCCCUGCUUGAAGAGCUGGAAGAAAUGGGGUUUUACGACACCAACUUGAACCGUCAGCUGAUGCUCAAGCAUAAUGGUAGCGUUAAACGUGUUGUCAAGGAGCUUGUCCAGAUGUACAAGGAUCCUAAAGGCAAGCAGCAGGUUUAAGUCUGAAGCUGCAGCGGGUUUUUUUAAUGAUCUUUCAUUAGCUUGGCUUCCAAUGCUGAAUAUUCCUGGACUUAUUCUCGGAGCAAACUUUGUACGUAGCGGGUCUAGAAUAAGUGACUACACUUGCAGUCGUGUGAUGUUCCUAGGGGUUUGAAAUUACCCGCACUGUUUUCGGUGAUCUUCUGACUGAAAAUCCUUUGAAUAAUAUAACUAUAUUGUGUGCACAUUUCAAUGUUUUA
This is a messenger RNA of Physcomitrium patens, 2922 nucleotides long. Its product is annotated as protein NBR1 homolog. Lineage: Eukaryota; Viridiplantae; Streptophyta; Bryopsida; Funariales; Funariaceae. The record is from RefSeq and is a predicted model, not a curated record. Gene Ontology annotation, molecular function: protein binding; zinc ion binding.